AUGAUGAUUACUCCACUCCACCGCUUCAGAGAUAUUGAACGGAAGCCUGAGUACCUGCAGCCAGAGAAGUGUGUCCCACCUCCGAGCCGCGCCGCCCUGGGAACCAUGUGGUUUAUCCGAGAUGGCUGUGGCAUUGCGUGUGCUGUCGUCACCUGGAUGCUGGUGUUCUAUGCUGACUUUGUAGUCCUCCUUGUCAUGCUGGUUCCAUCAAGAGAUUAUGUUUAUAGUGUCAUCAACGGCACACUCUUCAACACCUUGGCUUUCCUGGCUUUGGCUUCACAUUUUCGUGCUAUGCUGACAGACCCAGGUGCUGUACCCAAAGGUAAUGCCACAAAGGAGUUCAUUGAGAGUUUACAGCUAAAGCCAGGACAGGUGGUUUACAAGUGCCCAAAAUGUUGUAGCAUCAAACCUGACAGAGCACAUCACUGCAGUGUUUGCAAGAGGUGUAUUCGGAAAAUGGACCAUCACUGCCCCUGGGUCAAUAACUGCGUAGGAGAGAACAACCAGAAGUACUUUGUACUGUUUACAAUGUAUAUAGCACUGAUUUCCCUGCACGCUCUAAUCAUGGUGGGAUUUCACUUCUUGUAUUGCUUUGAAGAAGACUGGACAAAAUGCAGUUCCUUCUCUCCACCAACCACAGUGAUCCUCCUCAUCCUCCUGUGUUUUGAGGCACUGCUGUUCCUCAUCUUCACCUCGGUGAUGUUUGGGACCCAAGUACACUCUAUUUGCACUGAUGAAACGGGUAUUGAGCGCCUUAAAAACCAGAAGCCAACCUGGGAGCAGAUCAGCGGCUGGGAAGGAAUGAAGCUGGCCUUUGGUGGUGCCUUCUCCCCGGGCUGGUUCAACCCCUUCUCGGAGCUGAAGUGCACAGGCUCUGCACCGGCUGAGGCGGCGCCAGCGGCUCCUGCAUCUGCAAUUCUGACCCAGGAGGAGAUCGAGCAGCUCCUGGCUCGGGAUGUUGCCGUCCAGGUGUUCCCUGAAUAA
This is a messenger RNA of Indicator indicator, 984 nucleotides long. It is a transcript of the gene ZDHHC3, whose product is annotated as zinc finger DHHC-type palmitoyltransferase 3. Gene Ontology annotation, molecular function: protein-cysteine S-palmitoyltransferase activity. NCBI's taxonomy places the organism in Eukaryota, Metazoa, Chordata, Aves, Piciformes, Indicatoridae. Gene Ontology annotation, biological process: protein targeting to membrane; peptidyl-L-cysteine S-palmitoylation. Gene Ontology annotation, cellular component: Golgi apparatus; endoplasmic reticulum. The record is from RefSeq and is a predicted model, not a curated record. The coding region runs from base 1 to 984 and encodes 327 amino acids. The transcript is spliced from 6 exons.